Labeo rohita (rohu) is the source of this 1936-nucleotide messenger RNA. RefSeq names its product heparanase 2 (gene hpse2). Gene Ontology annotation, cellular component: membrane; extracellular matrix. Gene Ontology annotation, molecular function: hydrolase activity, acting on glycosyl bonds. The record is from RefSeq and is a predicted model, not a curated record. NCBI's taxonomy places the organism in Eukaryota, Metazoa, Chordata, Actinopteri, Cypriniformes, Cyprinidae. The coding region runs from base 115 to 1848 and encodes 577 amino acids. The transcript is spliced from 12 exons.
UCCUAGCUCAAGGAGGGGCAUAAAAACACUUCAGGUGCUUUUUGAUCGUGUUUUAUAAGGAGAUCUCUGCUGGAUCUCCCUCACUGCGCUCCGCCCGGUGCUUGAGGACAGAAGAUGCCCAGGCAGUUCCUCUGCCCAGUGUUCGGCUCGUCACUGUGGUUGGCACUGAUACUCCAGUCUCUCAUUUCCUCCGCCGCUACCUACAGGAGACCAGUGUCCGGAGGGAAGAGACAGAGCUUUCUGGAGAGAACCUUGAUUUUACUGGACGUGAAUACUCGAAGCCCGGUCAAAGUUUUGAAUGACAACUUCCUCUCGUUGCAGUUGGAUCCAUCUAUCGUAAAGGAUGGCUGGCUGGACUUCUUAAGCUCCAAGCGGUUAGUCACUCUGGCACGGGGACUCUCUCCUGCUUAUUUGAGGUUUGGGGGCAAACGGACCGACUUUCUCCAGUUUCAUAACCUGAAGAAUCUUGCAAAGUUUAGAGGGCCCGGACCAGACUAUUACCUCAAAAACUAUGAAGAUGACAUAGUGCGCAGUGACUUCGCUCUGGACAAACAAAAGGGUUGCAAGCUGGCCAGCCACCCAGACAUGAUGCUGGAACUGCAGCGGGAGAAAGCGGCUCAGAUGCAACAGGUUUUGUUGAAAGAACAGCUCUCCAACAUCUACAGCGACGUCACAUUAACAGCCAGGUCUUUAGACAAACUUUACAACUUUGCCGACUGCGCUGGACUGCACCUGAUCUUUGGGCUGAAUGCCUUGCACAGAAACCCAGACAACUCAUGGAACGCCUCCAGUGCUCUGAGUCUGCUCAAAUACAGCGCCAGCAAAAAAUACAACAUCUCCUGGGAGCUCGGCAAUGAGCCCAACAGUUACCGCACAAUGGCUGCUCGAUCAGUCAACAGCUCUCGUCUGGCUCAGGAUUACUCUCUUCUGAAGACGUUACUGCAGUCGGUGCGUUUCUACAGCAGAGCUAACCUCUAUGGACCCAACAUUGGGCGUCCUCGCAAAAAUGCAAUCCUGUUACUAGAUGGGUUUAUGAAAAAUGGUGGUUCUGUCGUCGACGCAGUAACGUGGCAACAUUACUACUUUGACAGGCGGGUGACCAAAGUGGAAGACUUCUUGAAGACGAGACUUCUAGACACCCUGUCUGAGCAGAUUACCAAGGUGUUAAAGAUUGUUCAUACUCAUGCUCCAGAGAAGCAUGUGUGGCUGGGUGGAGUUGGUCCGGCUUGGGCAGGGGGCACCAAUAAUUUAUCUGACACAUUUGCUGCUGGUUUUCUAUGGCUCAACACUCUCGGUAUCGCUGCAGCUCAUGGGAUUGAUGUUGUUCUCCGACAUUCUUUUUUUGAUUAUGGAUACAACCACCUCGUCGACCAGCACUUCAACCCUUUACCUGAUUACUGGUUAUCUCUGCUCUUUAAACGUCUGGUGGGCCCCAGGGUGCUCGCGGUGCACGUCGCAGGUCUCCAGAGGAAACCACGCCCUGGACGGGUGAUUCGGGACAAACUCCGCAUCUAUGCGCACUGCACCAGCUUUCACAAUCAUGAUUAUGUCAGAGGGUCCAUAACCAUCUACAUCAUCAACCUGCAUCGCUCACGGAAGAAAAUUAAGCUGGCCGGGACUUUACGAAAUAAAACUGUUCACCAAUACCUGUUACAGCCCUUCGGCACAGACGGACUUCACUCCAUGUCUGUGCAGCUGAACGGGGAGCCCUUGCGUAUGGUGGACAAUGAGACGUUCCCUGAGCUGAAGCCACGGACUCUCAGGGCAGGAAGAACGAUAGCUAUGCCACCUGUGUCCAUCGGCUUCUACGUCAUCAAGAAUAUUAAUGCUUAUGCCUGCCGCAGAUAACACACACUGACCGACCUCAGACCAUCCCUCGUGGCCUUUUCCUCUUUUUAGAAGCCCACAGAGACGUGGAAAAGACCCCUUGGUUCAA